This is a messenger RNA of Sorex fumeus (smoky shrew), 783 nucleotides long. RefSeq names its product NKG2-C type II integral membrane protein-like. Gene Ontology annotation, biological process: positive regulation of natural killer cell mediated cytotoxicity; stimulatory C-type lectin receptor signaling pathway. The record is from RefSeq and is a predicted model, not a curated record. Lineage: Eukaryota; Metazoa; Chordata; Mammalia; Eulipotyphla; Soricidae. The transcript is spliced from 5 exons. The coding region runs from base 1 to 783 and encodes 260 amino acids.
AUGAACUCUACUAUGCACCCUCACCCCGCCCAGUUUCUGUUCCACCUCCUUGCCAUUAAGUACUAUUUUUCUUCAAAUCUAUUUAUCUUAGAGCGCAGUGCCUGGCAUUACUUAGCUGCAGAGAUGAGUAAUGAAAAAGCAACAUAUGCAGAGAUAAAGUCAAAAAGGCAACAAAUAAAACUUAAAGGCACUAAAGGCUUCACUUCAGAAACAGAGCAAGAAAUAUGCUAUGCAAAAUUAAAUCUUCAAAAUGCUACUCAGUCUCUGCAGGGAAAUGACAAGGACUACUGCUGCAAAGGACUAUUGUCACCUCCAGAGAAGCUCAUUGCUGGGGUCCUGGGAAUCAUUUGCUUUGUCUUGAUGUGCCUUGUGUUACAAAUGCUUAUUACUUAUUCUCAAGAUAACUCUCUGGUGUCUCAUUGUGCCCAUUGUCCUCCUGAGGGAUUUACAUAUUCCAACAAUUGCUAUUAUACAACGGAUGAAAAAAUGUCAUGGAAUGAGAGUGUGAUGGCCUGUGCUUCUCACCAGUCUAACCUUCUUUAUAUAGAAAGUGAAGAAGAAAUGAAAGUCCUGGCCUCCAUAUUACCUAAGACUUGGGUUGGAAUAUUUCGUAACAAUAGACAACAGCCAUGGAUGUCAAUAAAUGGUUCAACUUCCAAACUAACGAUUAACGAAUACCCAGGUGAAGAAAAUAACUGUGCUUUAUUAUUCAUAUCUAGACUCAAUGCACAGUUUUGCAAUUCUCCAAAUUCAUAUUGUUGCAAGCAUAAACUUCAGAAUUAG